UCUCGUAUAUGGGAUGUUAUUCUCCCAAGUAGCAUGUGUUCUUCACGUCCUUCAACACACCUCAUCUUCGUCCAAUCCUCUAGCCACCAUUAGUUAAAACUAAUGCUAUAGCACCUUUAGUUUGACUAGUCAAAGAAAGGUUGGUGCUUUCGAUAUGUAUAUUUGUAUAGCUUUUUCAUAAAUAUACCCACUACAAACCUAUUGAAUGCCUUGAACAAUAUGGGGCUCUUAGUUGUGUUCUUAAUUUUCUUUCUUUAUCAGCUUUCUUUUUCUUCAUCCAUAUUUCUGUGUCCCAAACAUCAAAGCAUUUCCCUUGUAAAAUUCAAGGAAACAUUUACUAUAAAUCCCUAUGCUUCUUCUAGAUGUUAUUUCCGCGGUCAGAAGCCUUAUCCAAAAACGAAUUCAUGGAACAUGAGUAGAGAUUGUUGUUUAUGGGAUGGAGUCAUAUGCGAUGACAUGACUGGCCAUGUCAUUGAACUUGACCUCGGUUGCAGCCGUCUUGUUGGGACAAUUGAUUCCAAUAGCAGCCUAUUCCAACUCUCUCAUCUCCAAAGACUCAACCUUUCUUGGAAUGAAUUCCACGGUUCUCAUAUCUCGCCUGAAUUUGGUAGGUUCUCGAGCUUGACACAUCUUGAUCUUUACAACUCCAAUUUCUCAGGUCAAAUUCCUUCUGAAAUCUCUCAUCUUUCCAAGUUACACUCUCUUCGUCUCUAUGCUACUGGUAGUCUACGGCUCGUAGCUCACGAUUUUAAAUUGCUUCUUCAGAACUUGACUCAAUUAAGAGAGCUUGAUCUUACUUUCAUAAACAUCUCUUCCACCAUUCCUCUGAAUUUUUCUUCUCAUUUCACAAAUCUAAGGCUGGGAUUUACGGGAUUGUAUGGGAUAAUACCAGAGAGUAUUUUUCACCUUCCUAAUCUGGAAACACUUCGCUUAAAUUACAACUAUAAACUCAAUGGUCAUUUUCCAAAGACCAAAUGGAAUAGCAGUGCAUCUCUCAUGGAGUUAGACCUCAGUCGCGUGAAUUUUUCUGAUAAGUUGCCUGAGUCUGUUGGCUACCUAACUUCGAUGCAUUCUUUGUCUCUUCCAAAUUGCAACCUUAGAGGGCCUAUUCCUGAAUCUCUUUCAAAUCUCACUCGCAUAGUGCAUUUGUACCUUCAAGAUAACUCCCUGAAUGGAACAAUACCAUCAAGGAUGUUCUCCCGGCUUCCAUCACUAAGUCGUUUACACUUGAGUAAUAACCACUUCUCUGGUGAGCUUGAGGAUUUCAAGUCCAAUUCACUAGAAGAGAUUAUUUUAGGAGGCAAUCAGCUGCAAGGUCAAAUUCCCAAGUCAAUUCAAAACCUUGAGAACCUAACAGGGCUUGAUCUUUCCUUCAAUAACUUUAGCGGCAAUGUGGAUAUCAGCUUAUUUUCAAACCUCAAACAACUUUUGGGUGUUAGUCUUUCAUAUAAUAAGAUAUCAUUGAUCAAUGAGAACAAAGUUAAUUUUACAUGGCCUGAAUCUCUUAAUGUGUUGCAAUUUGCUGCAUGUGAAGUGAAAGAAUUGGAGUUUCUAAGAUCCGCAAACCAGCUUUUGGUGUUGGAUCUUUCACAUAAUAAGAUUCAAGGAAGAAUUCCUGAUUGGGCAUGGUCUAACUGGAUGUCAUUGAUGACUCUUGAUAUAUCCCACAACAUGUUGACGACUGUGGAGUCAAUUCCUCUUCGGACUGUAGAUACUAUUGAUUUACGGUCCAAUUUGCUUCAAGGUUCACUACCUAUUCCACCGAAUUCUACCAGAUACUUCUUAAUAUCCCAAAAUAAUCUCACCGAAGAAAUUCCUCCAUCUAUUUGCAAUUUGACAUCACUGAUAAUGCUAGAUUUGGCUAGAAAUAACUUGAAGGGAGCAAUUCCGCAAUGUUUGGGUAAUAUUAGUGGCCUCGAGGUUUUGGAUCUUCACAACAACAAACUUUCUGGGAAUAUUCCAACAAUUUUCAGCAAUGGAAGUUCACUGAGAAGCCUCAACUUGCACGGAAAUAAACUUGAGGGGAAAAUUCCCCGAUCUUUGGCUCAUUGCAAAGACUUGCAGGUUCUUGAUUUAGGAGAUAAUCAUCUCAUUGACACAUUCCCUAUGUGGUUGGGAACUCUUCCAAAGCUACAAGUUUUAAGCUUGAGAUCAAAUACAUUGCAUGGGUCCAUUCAACCUCCAAGGAUCGAAACUAUUUUUUCCGAGCUUCAAAUCAUAGAUCUCUCUUACAAUGCCUUCUCAGGAAACUUACCUACGAGUUUGUUUCAACAUCUGAAAGGCAUGAGGACAAUUGAUUCAUCAACAGAAGCACCAAGAUAUCGUGGAGAUACAUAUUACCAAGAUUCUAUUACAGUUUCAACCAAGGGAUUUAUGCGUGAAAUUGUGAGGAUCUUGUAUUUGUACACCGUUAUCGAUCUUUCAAGUAAUAAAUUUGGAGGGAAAAUUCCAAGUAUCAUGGGGGAUCUCAUUGCAGUUCACACAUUGAAUUUAUCUCAUAAUGGAUUGCAAGGUCAUAUUCCACAAUCAUUCGGAGAUUUAUCUUCAGUUGAAUCAUUGGACCUAUCAGGAAACCAGCUUUCUGGAGAGAUACCACAACAACUAGUUUCUCUUACAUCGCUUUCAUUCUUAAAUCUCUCCCACAAUCAUCUCCGAGGAUGCAUUCCUCAAGGACCUCAAUUUCACACUUUUGAGAACAGUUCAUAUGAAGGCAAUGAUGAAUUACGUGGAUUUCCUGUUUCAAAAAGUUGUGGCGAUGCUGGGGUAUUAGAUACAAACGAUACUGUAUCUGAACUACAUGAUGAAGAAAAUGAUUCUGAAUUUCUGAGUGAUUUUUGGAAAGCUGCUCUUAUGGGCUAUGGAAGUGGACUAUGUAUUGGAUUAUCCAUAAUGUAUUUCAUGAUUUCAAGUGGAAACCCGAGAUGGCUAGCAAGAAUUAUUGUAGAGAUGGAACAAAAAAUAAUGAUGGGAAGGAGAAAGAAUCAGCGAAGGAAAAGGAAUUGCAGAAAAAGAAAUAUGUAACAUUUCUUGUUUCAGUGAACUGUAUAAUUUACAAAUUUGUGCAGUUUAUUGCAUCUUCUAAACAACAUCGCGUAAUUUUUCCAUUUAUCAUCAAGUGAAAGAAGGUAGGAACACUUGAAUCUUCUCAUCAAUGUAUUCCUACUGACACAACUUUGACAUCUCUGCUCUCCUGGAGCCAAAAAACAGGUCAUUAUCUGUUCUAUGAAGGGAGACAGAUAUGUUUUCCGUUAAACAUUUAGUGAUGAUAAAUUUUCCUUUCACAAAAACAUAUAGCGGUAUUGAGUUAAUGUCAUUGCAUUCUAAAUAUCAUAGAAACUGGUCUCUUUUGGUUGUCGCCGACUUUCAUAUAGGCACAAUAGUUACUAGUAUGUGAACAUGUACACUUUCAUUAUAAAUUUCCCACUACAAGACUUUGAAAAACAAUACCAGUAUUUAAGUUUUUUUUUACAAAUGCUUUCAUUCCAUUGACUUUUGAAGUUGUCCAUUCAUUAACGGCAUUGCCUUCAUUAAAUAGAAAAAAAAGUAUACACAAAAUUCAUUUUUUGUGUGUUAUAUAUUACUAUCAAAAUACAGACCCUCUUAAUCAGAACAAAGCUUUUUCUUGAUUUUCACUGUCAACUCUAAACACUUUAAUGCGAAAGAUGGUCUACCGGCAAUUCUCAUUUCUGUUCUUUUUCUGUUUCUGUCUUCUUUCUUUUUGAUCAUCCAUACCUCAUCGGUGCCAUGAAGAUGAAAGUAUUUCCCUUCUAAAAUUCAAGAAAACACUUACUGUAGAUCUCUCAUCAGAUAGGUGUAUUCCCUACUCUUAUCCAAAUAUGAGUUCAUGGAACAUGAGCAGAGAUUGUUGUAGUUCUUAUAUUCUCACAUCUCACCUGAAUUUGGCAUGUUCUCGAGCUUGACACAUCUUAAUCUUAUCAACUCAUUUUUCUCAGGCCAAAUUCCUUCUGAAAUCUCUCAUCUUUCCAAGUUACAAUCUCUUUAUCUCUCACGGUAGGCUUCAGCAUGAGCAGAACUGCAAAUUUGGUUCAUACAACUGCCCUUAUGCAGGACCUGAAUGUUCUGUUACUGAUGAUAUUCAGUCCCUUGUUGCACACCUCAAAGACGAUCACAAGUUUGACAUGCACGAAGGCUGUACCUUCAACCAUCGCUAUGCAAAAUCCAAUCCUCAAGACGUUGAAAAUGCUACAUGGAUGUUGACCUAGCUGCAUAAUUUCAUCAAUCACAUACCAUUUACCGAUUCAAGGGUCAAAGCAGACAUCAAACUCAGUUAUAUGGUCUGAUAGAUAGCAUCAAUCUGGCACAGUGGAUUCUCCUGAUUGACUGGAGGCUUAUCUUUUGCAUUUCUUGUAAAAAUAUAUAACUUGUAAAUGGUUCUAUCUAGGUUCAGGUUUUUGGAUCAAUCAAUUUUAUGUAUUUAAUCGCCACUGAAAUUAUGCAUUAGCAGCGGCAUUGGUUGCUACAUUAA
Solanum lycopersicum (tomato) is the source of this 4486-nucleotide messenger RNA. Lineage: Eukaryota; Viridiplantae; Streptophyta; Magnoliopsida; Solanales; Solanaceae. The record is from RefSeq and is a predicted model, not a curated record.